This is a messenger RNA of Sorghum bicolor (sorghum), 1427 nucleotides long. RefSeq names its product epoxide hydrolase 3. The record is from RefSeq and is a predicted model, not a curated record. Gene Ontology annotation, molecular function: catalytic activity. The transcript has 5 exons. NCBI's taxonomy places the organism in Eukaryota, Viridiplantae, Streptophyta, Magnoliopsida, Poales, Poaceae. The coding region runs from base 251 to 1222 and encodes 323 amino acids.
UACGCGGGCGGCGGGCAGGCGGCAGCAUUCCCUCGCCAUGUCCACCGACGCAGACACCCACUCACCAAGCAGCUAGCCUAGCCUAUAUAACAACAUCGCCACCGGCACAUACAUACUACACCACAGCGCAGCAUUCUGCCAAGACCCAAGAGAUUUUUCUGUGUUUUCACGCACAAAGAGAUUGCGCCCCGGUAGCGUCCCUUCUCGAACGAUCUUGCGAUUGUUCGAGCUUGCAAGGUCAAGGACUACAAUGGUGAACCUGGUGGCGGCGCAGAAACCGCUGCUGCACUUCCUGGUCAGGAUGGCCGGGCUGCGGCAGCACACCGUCGACGUCGACGGCGCCGGCACGGUGAUCACCUUCUGGGUGCCCAAGGACAAGGUCCCCAAGGAGAAGGGCACCGUGCAGGACAUCAAGACGCCCGCGGCUCCGGCGGCGGCCAAGGAGGGCAGCAGGCCCGCCGUCGUGCUCGUGCAUGGCUUCGCCGCCGAGGGCAUCGUCACCUGGCAGUUCCAGGUGGGCGUGCUGGCGAAGCACUACGACGUGUACGUGCCGGACCUGCUCUUCUUCGGUGGGUCGACGUCGCCGUCGACGGACCGGUCACCGGGGUUCCAGGCGGAGUGCCUGGCGACGGCGCUCCGGAAGCUGGGCGUGGGCCCGUGCACGGUGGUCGGGUUCAGCUACGGCGGGAUGGUGUCGUUCAAGAUGGCGGAGGCGCACCCGGACCUGGUCCGGUCGCUCGUGGUGUCGGGCUCCGUGCUCGCCAUGACCGACUCCCUCAGCGAGACCACGCUGGAGGCGAUCGGCGUCAAGUCGUCGGCCGAGCUGCUGCUGCCGGAGUCCGUCAAGGGGCUCAAGGCGCUGCUCUCCGUCGCUGCCUACCGCAAGCUCUGGUUCCCCGACCGCCUUCACAGGGAUUUCCUCGAGGUGAUGUUCACCAACCGCAAGGAGAGAGCCGAGCUGCUGGAAGGUUUGGUGGUCAGCAACAAAGACGCCACCGUGCCCGUCCUGUCUCAGAAAAUACUUCUGCUGUGGGGAGAGAACGACAACAUUUUCAACAUUGAGCUCGCCAAGACCAUGAAAGAGCAGCUCGGCGAGAAGACGAUGCUGCAGAGCAUAAGCAAGGCAGGCCACCUGGUGCACCUGGAGAGGCCCUGCGUCUACAACCGUCUCCUCAAGGAGUUCCUGGCGUCCGUCACGGCUGCUGAAACCACCAAGGAUUGACUGGAAUUGGAGCCGAGUUGGCCGCCUACAUUUGCCACGAAUUCUGAUGAAUAUCAACACAACUCUGCUCUGCUCUGCUCUGUCGAAAUAAAACGAGAGAGAACGGGCUGCCACCACCCAAUAUGUCUAUUGUACUAUUGUUGUUUGAGAAAGAUUUUUUCUAGCAAGAAUCAACGCUUCUCCCUGUCUUGUCGCUCAGGAUCAA